Messenger RNA from Aureobasidium namibiae CBS 147.97, 1512 nucleotides. RefSeq names its product UEV-domain-containing protein. The record is from RefSeq and is a predicted model, not a curated record. Gene Ontology annotation, biological process: protein transport; protein modification process; endosome to lysosome transport. The transcript is spliced from 3 exons. The coding region runs from base 1 to 1512 and encodes 503 amino acids. Gene Ontology annotation, cellular component: ESCRT I complex. NCBI's taxonomy places the organism in Eukaryota, Fungi, Ascomycota, Dothideomycetes, Dothideales, Saccotheciaceae. Gene Ontology annotation, molecular function: ubiquitin binding.
AUGGCAGGAUUGCCUGAUCAAUUGUUGCAGUGGCUGUACAGCGUGCUCCUGAAUGAAUACCACGAUGCCCAACGCGCAUAUAGCGACAGCGUCGCCGCACUCACAGCAUAUCCAUCUUUGUCGCCUCGAACCGAUGUAUACACGUAUAACACUGGACAGCCCGCGCUGCUGUUGCGGCUGUCAGGCACCCUUCCCGUCAACUUUCGCGGCACAGUCUACAGGUUCCCGGUGACAAUAUGGCUUCCGCAUGCCUAUCCUACAGACCGCGAAGGGAUCAUGGUGUUUGUGAUACCGGGGGAUGGUAUGGCCAUACGUCCUGGUCAGCACGUCAGCGUCGACGGCCGCGUCUACCACCCCUAUCUGCGUGACUGGUCUGUGAACCAACGCCCGAACAUUGUCGACUUCUUGCGCCUUCUACAGGAUGUAUUCGCUCGGGAGCCGCCUGUCGUUGCAAAACCUGCCGAGCAACCUCAAUCCGCUCACCCUCAAUCACCAAUGCAACGACCACCUCCUCCGCCUAAGGAGCAAGCUCGACCUACACAGCCUUACCCUGCAGAGAUGCCGGCUGAAACACCCCCUCCGAGGCCCCCGAAGCCUGGAGAGCAGGGCCCUGCUGCUACACCAUUCCAAAGUCGUAAUGAUGGCCCACCCCUGCCACCUCUACCCCACGAGCGAGCUCGCCAAUACACGCAACCCCAGCCAUUACCUCCACCACAGCAAAACCAACAGCACCAGAUGCCUUUACGUUCAGCUCGCCAGCAAUACCCCCAACACUACCAACAACAACCUCAGCAGCACUUCCAACAAAUGCCUCCACACAUGUCUGCCCAACAAUAUCCUCCGCAACACACCUCUCAUCAACAACCUAUGCCUGCGAAACCUGCUCCUGCUCAGGACCUUCUUGGCGAUCCCUUCGACGUCAGCAUAUCAACAACCACUGCCUCGGGUCCAGCUCCUCCAAUUCCGCCGAACCCAGAAAAGGAACAUCUCUUGCACCUCCUCUCCCAAUCUCUAGUCUCUCAGAUCCAUCAGAAAGUAAACCAAAACACUUCAGCUUUGGCUCCUCUACGCGCUCAAUCCAUCGCACUCCAAGAGGCACACUCUCGUCUAAGCAACGAGUUGUCACAGCUAACGGUCUUGGACAACACACUCACGACGAACGAACGGAUCCUGCAUCAAGCUCUUUCCGAUUGCGAUCGCGUCAUCGCUGACAGCAAAUCCACUCCACAGCCGCCCAUUGAUGAUGUCCUUGUUGCCCCCACUGUCGCAUCAACACAGCUCUGGAACUUGCAGGCCGAUGAAGCAGCUAUCCGGGAAGCCUUGUGGUGUCUACAACGCGCUGUCGGAGCUGGUAGAGUUGGCUCGGAGGUUUUCAUCAAGAUGACGAGGAGUCUCGCUCGAGAGCUAUUCUUGAAGAUGGCGCUGAGCAAAAAGGUUGCUCGGGGCUUAGGGUUAGAUGUGGGAGGUAGUAGGGCAGGGACAUUUGAGGGUGAUGAUGCUUAUGGCUACUAG